AUGGAUGAAAAUGUGGAGUAUAACGCGGAUGAAAAGGUCGAAGGAGAGGAGUUGGAACGGACCGCAAGCAUGCGACCUGAGAUUGUUCAAUCUUCUUCACGAACGCCUUUGCUACACAGAUAUGAUUCUCGAGCACUUAAACGCAAAAUAAUAUUAAUCUUCAUAGGGUUUGUUCUUGUAAACAUCGCAACAUGGGCUGGAACUGUGAUUUCAUUUCGUAAUUAUCCCAAGCUCAUAGGCACAGCAAGCCUAGCAUAUAUGCUCGGUCUUCGUCAUGCUGUCGACGCAGACCAUUUAGCCGCUAUCGAUAACGUCACGCGUAAACUUCUCCAGACUGGCCAGCGUUCUGUCUGCGUAGGCUUCUUCUUUUCGCUCGGACACUCAACUAUAGUAAUUGCCGCGUCUCUUGCUAUUGCCGUAACAGCAAUGACGAUAAAAGACAAGUUCGGUGACCUCGAAACCAUAGGCAGCAUAAUUGGAGCGUCUAUCUCGGCGACUUUUCUACUCGCAAUUGGAAUUAUGAAUACAUUCGUCCUCGUAUCUGUUUACCGCUCUCUCCAACGAUUGAAACGUACAGGUACUUUUGAAGAAGAGGAUAUAAAUGACAUUUUGAAUAAUUCUGGUUGUCUUGGAAGAUUCUUUGCCCCGGUGUUCAGAUUCAUUGAUAAAAGUUGGAAAAUGUAUCCAUUGGGCGUUUUAUUUGGUUUUGGAUUUGAUACGUCUACCGAAGUUGGACUUCUUGGUAUUGCUGCCAUCCAAGCAAAUCAAGGUCUAGCUAUAUGGUUGAUUAUGUACUUCCCUUUGCUCUUCACUGUCGGAAUGGCUACCAUCGAUACCCUCGAUGGUAUUCUCAUGUUAGGAACUUAUUCUUGGGCUUAUAUUAAUCCUGUUCGUAAGCUGUAUUAUAACCUUACCAUUACUUUCCUGUCAAUUCUAAUUGCAUUCAUAAUUGGCGGAAUCGAACUUUUGAAUAUUAUUGCUAAUCAACUGGAGGCUCAAGGUCCUUUCUGGGCAUUCCUGGCUGCUUUAGGGGAUCAUUUUGGAACAAUGGGCUUUAUCAUCAUUGGACUAUUUGUAAUCACAUGGAUCAUUUCGGUUAUAUUUUACCGAUUUAGUAGCUAUAGAGAAUUAGAGGAGAGAUUAGUGCACCAAUCCGAAGAAACCGCUCACGCAAGUAAUGCUUCCGAUGACGGCGCAAAGAGCACUCGAAACAGUCACAAAGACUCUGUCGUUGUUGGGGUUGACGAGGUAAAUCAGGAAGAAAUCCUGUCAAGCAACAGUAAUGCGUAA
Messenger RNA from Paraglomus brasilianum, 1290 nucleotides. The record is from the annotation of a GenBank genome assembly. NCBI's taxonomy places the organism in Eukaryota, Fungi, Glomeromycota, Glomeromycetes, Paraglomerales, Paraglomeraceae.